CCUACUAUCGUUAACAUUUUGCAGGAGUUCGCUGGCGUCUUUCCACAAGACGUGCCAUCGGAAUUACCACCUAUUAGAGGGAUUGAGCAUCAGAUUGACUUAAUUCCCGGUGCAUCACUACCCAACCAUGCACCAUACCGUACCAAUCCAGAGGAGAGGAAGGAGAUUUUGCGUCAAGUACAAGAGCUGCUCGACAAAGGUUAUAUACGCAAAUCUCUUAGUCCUUGUGUUGUUCCUAUUAUUCUAGUGCCAAAAAAGGAUGGUACAUCGCGUAUGUGUGUUGAUUGUAGAUCCAUUAAUAAUAUUACUAUUCGUUAUCGUCAUCCUAUUCCUAGGCUAGAUGAUAUGCUUGAUGAAUUAAACGGCUCUACAAUUUUCUCCAAAGUUUAUUUGCGUAGUGGAUACCAUCAAAUUCGCAUCAAAUUGGGAGAUGAAUGGAAAACAACAUUUAAAACUAAGUUUGGCUUAUAUGAGUGGUUAGUUAUGCCUUUUGGAUUGACUAAUGCACCUAGCACUUUCAUGAGAUUAACGAAUGAGGUUUUACUAUCUUUUCUUGGCUAUGUUGUUGCUCCACAGGGAAUUGAAGUUGAUAAAGCCAAGAUUGAAGCUAUUGAGAGUUGGCCGCAUCCCAAAACGGGUAAAGCAAAACUGAACCAUAGACAUACUAAAUGGGUUGAAUUCAUUGAGACUUUCCCAUACGUCAUUAAACACAAGAAGGGUAAAGAAAAUGUUAUUGCUGAUGCUUUGUCUCAUCUUUAUACUAUGCAUUCACAACUUGACUUUAAAAUAAUUGGUUUGGAGACCAUCAAAGAUCAAUAUGUGCAUGAUGCUGAUUUCAAAGAUGUGUUGGAGAAUUGUAAAGAAGGAAGUACAUGGAACAAGUUCAUCAUUAAUGAUGGAUUUGUGUUUCGUGCUAGCAAACUAUGCAUUCCAGCUAGCUCCCUUCGUAUUUUGUUGUUACAGGAGGCACAUGGAGGACGAUUUAUGGGACACUUUGGCAUAAAGAACACGGUGGACGUUAAUUUUGAUGCUAAAGAAUGUGCUGAUUCGAUAUUAUAG
Messenger RNA from Hordeum vulgare subsp. vulgare (domesticated barley), 1059 nucleotides. RefSeq lists its product as uncharacterized. The annotation marks the transcript as partial. The transcript has 4 exons. Lineage: Eukaryota; Viridiplantae; Streptophyta; Magnoliopsida; Poales; Poaceae. The record is from RefSeq and is a predicted model, not a curated record.